UGGUGGUGAGGAACGAACUAACAGCGGGAGCUCGCUGCGUGAUUCCCGUCGUUCAGCCUCUGCCGACUGGAGGGAUGUGACCCCGGAACAGGACGCCCUCCUAAAACAACACACCAUUCAAAUAGGAUACCGAAGAAAGAAAAGCUGGACCAGGAGGGAGCUACAGGAGCAGGGGUCAUGAACCGGGAGGAGAUCCCGGGGAAGUCUCCUGAAGAGAUGUACAUCCAACAGAAAGUGCGGGUUCUGCUCAUGCUCAAGAAGAUGGGAUCCAAUCUCACGCCCAGUGAAGAGGCGUUCCUCCGGAACUAUGCAGGCGUGGUCCACAGCCAGAUGAGCCAACUACCUCAGCACAACAUCGAUCAGGGUGCAGAGGACGUGGUGAUGGCGUUCUCCCGCUCGGAGGCGGAAGACCGGCGGCAGUGACCCUGGGCUCCAACCCCUCGACUCCACCACCUCCUCCACCACCACCUCCUCCACCACCACCACCCUGCUCAGACUCAGGAGAGGGAAGAGGCAUGGUGGGAGACGACGACUCCCCCUCCCCCUCCCCCAUUAGGUGGUUGCUCCUCUUCCCCAAAGCCUCUUCCUUCACCCUGCUCCUCCUCUUUACAUGGGCCGCGGGGUGUGUUAGCCUGUUAGCGUGCUAGCCCGCGGAGUGCGUUAGCCUGUUAGCAUGCUAGCCCGCGGAGUGUGUUAGCCUGUUAGCAUGCUAGCUCGCGGGGUGCGUUAGCAUGCUAGCCCGCGGUGUUCGUUAGCCUGUUAGCGUGCUAGCCAGCGGGGUGCGUUAGCCUGUUAGCGUGCUAGUCUGCGUUAGCCUGUUAGCGUGCUAGCCCGCGGGGUGCGUUAGCUUGUUAGCGUGCUAGCCUGCGUUAGCGUGCUAGCCCGCUCCGCUAGCUGGGUUUAUAGGGGGCGUGGUGGUGGAUCCAAACAUGUCAUUGGAGCGAAUGAAUAUGAAAACGUUUUAGAAGUUGUUGCUUUUUUUGCCUUUUUAUUUCAUUAAUAUAUAUAUUGCAUUUUUUGGUCGUGCUGAUCAUAUUUUUAAUUCUGUGACCUGUGCUCUGGUCAUCGGAGGAGUCGGCCAUUCAUCGUUUACCUCUGUCACCAUUGACGACCGUACAGGACGUUGUUUAUUGAGGUUCUGUCCCCUUUGAGUGUGGACUGGUCGUAUGACUGCUCUCUCUGUACCCAUCAGACCGGCGCUCCUUCUGCUGUUUCAGUUUUACUUUUGGUUUCCAUCCGCCCGUUGGUGCCUCCCGGGCUUUAUCUCAAAGGAAAGCAUCUACAUCAUAAGUAUUGAUUUAAAAAGAUAACACUAUCCUCCUUACUCCACCUAAAGGUUUACACACAGGUGUACACAUCCACCUGAGCAAACACAUUGUUGGAGUUCUUGUGAAAAGUUUUUGUUUUUUGUUUUUAUUGUACAGACUUUAGGGAAAAUACAGUAAGCAUUGAUUGUGCCAAGUGUACUUUAUGGUGUUCUGUUAGUACUCUGUAAGAUAAGGUUACAGCAGCCUGAGUGUCUGGCUGUAUUUCUAAUUUAUUACUUAUGUAAUCACUCCCCCAUUCCUGGACAGCAGCACGGACGAAACACAAGCAGACUAGUCUGAGUUUAGAGUUGAAUUUAGUCCCCUUUACAACAGUACCCCCACACUAAAACCUCCACCCUGAGGUCAGCAUCACUUCGGUUUAAAACGGUUAGUGCUUCCUGGUAUAUGCUCACAUCGACGUCCUUCACAUGACCUACCAGGGACAUCGUCCUACAUCGGCAGCAGGUUCUUUAAUACCCGGUGUGGUGCUGUCCCCAAAGUGGUGUGGUUCUAGUGUGUGUCUCUCUACUCGUGGGUGGCUCCUGGAGUUACACCAACAUGAAUCGGGAAACAGUUGGCUUAGCUGACUAGAGCCGCUAGCUAACCUAAGAGGAGCCUCUAGCGUCUCUGGCUGUGGUCUGCGUCCGCUGUGGAACCAGUAUAAUGACCAGUAUAUCUGACCAGUGUAUUCGAGGUGACGCAGAGCUGUUCUGGCGUUUUGUUUCACUGCAACAACUUUGUAAGGGAAAGAUACAGUAUUUUUAUGACGUGCUCCAUGCUAAUGUCCUCGCUCAAAUCAAAAACAUGUUUGCUUUGUAAUAAUCGAUCGUCUGGUUUCAGUGGUUUGCUUUGGAUUUAUGAAUGAUUUGUUUCUCCUACUGUCAUGCUCGAUAUUUAAAUGUGUUUUUUAAGUAUACUUUGUUAACAUGUAUAACUUAAAUAAUUGUAACUUAAUGUUUUGAAGCCAAGCAUGUCCGCCGUCUGGUUUUACGACCGAAGUCUUUUACGAAGCGGAUCGUAAACACGCGCCACAACGACCAUCGCUUGUACCUUCUCAACGUUAGCGGUCGCUGUUAGCUCUUUCUAAAACUUUUACGUAACAAACGAUCAUUUUGUAUGGAUAUGCGGUAUCCAUUUUUAACCCUUGGCAAUAACUUCAACUCCAACUUUUAAUAUUUGAAUGUCCUCUAAAUCAUUGCGAUGUCCCGCGUGACCAAUCCUCCGGUCAGGCUGCCCGCUCGCGACAAAGAAAUUUGUCUUUUUAUGUUUACCUCUGUUUUAGUAUUUUUUUUAUUUGCCUAUGCAUAUUACUUUUUUUUGUUAUUUUUCAAGUUAAAUGUGUCUUACUGUUCUAUCAGGGCUGUCCCCAGUCUCUCUUCGUAUGUGUGCGAGUGCGAUUGUGUGUGUGUGUGUGUGUGUGUGUGGGUGUGUGUGUGGGUGUGUGUGGGUGUGGGUGGCUGUGUGCGUGCUUAUAUCCUAGGUUUUCAGCAUGCUGGUUUUACUAGAAUCGUGUAUCUUUUUACUGUGAUGGCUUGAAAUGCCUAGAUGUUUCCAUGCAUUCUUCAAUAUUGCCUCUGGGCUUUCUUUAUUCUCUGUUGCCAUUCAUUUGUUGGUUCUGUAAGGCUGCUGAUGUUGUCUUGAGUUAAUGCUUCCAAAUCCUAUACCACCUGAACCAUUAAAACAUUUAAACAGUGA
Molecule: messenger RNA, 3002 nt
Organism: Gadus morhua (Atlantic cod)
Lineage: Eukaryota; Metazoa; Chordata; Actinopteri; Gadiformes; Gadidae
Gene: ctnnbip1
Product: catenin, beta interacting protein 1
Exons: 4
Coding region: 178-423 (81 amino acids)
Biological process (GO): negative regulation of Wnt signaling pathway
Cellular component (GO): nucleus; beta-catenin destruction complex; cytosol
Molecular function (GO): beta-catenin binding
Source: RefSeq, a predicted model, not a curated record